This is a messenger RNA of Aricia agestis (brown argus), 946 nucleotides long. Its product is annotated as prefoldin subunit 1. Gene Ontology annotation, molecular function: protein folding chaperone. Gene Ontology annotation, biological process: protein folding. Lineage: Eukaryota; Metazoa; Arthropoda; Insecta; Lepidoptera; Lycaenidae. Gene Ontology annotation, cellular component: prefoldin complex; cytoplasm. Bases 71 to 457 code for a protein of 128 amino acids. The transcript has a single exon. The record is from RefSeq and is a predicted model, not a curated record.
GUAGGUACCUACCGUAUUGAGUGUUGAAGUCUUUUCAACUUUUAUUAAAUUCAUACUGCAAUAUAAUAUUAUGGCUAAACCGGUGGAUUUAGAACUAAGAAAAGCCUUCGCAGAAUUGCAAAUAAAAAUGGUAGCAACCAGCAAGAAGAUACAAAUUAUCGACAGUCAUAUAGGCGUACUGAAACGUGUGGCUCAACAUGCAGAAAUUACUCAGCGAGAGAUGGCUCAUCUACCAAAUGGUACAAAAACUUACGAAUCAAUAGGGAGAAUGUUCCUUUUAACAGAUUUAGAGGAUAUAAAAAAGAAUCUGAAGGAAAAUCUUUCCCUUUUAAGUAGUCGCACUGCCGAGUUAGAAGAGAAUAAACAGUAUUUAGAGAAAAAUCUUAAAGAGAGUGAAGACAACAUCAGAGAAAUGGUCCAGCAAAAAAAGGAACAAAGUGAAACCAAAUCCACAUAACAAUGAGAAAUGCUUUUACUGAUUGUCUGUGGGCUCUAAUUUUUAUCUUCUAAAUCAGUUUUAUAUACUUACCAUUAUAGUUUUACUAUUAAGGUGGUCAUAUAAUUGAACAAAUUGUUGAAUAUUGAUGAUAGUAAUCAUUAACGCCGCAAUAAAUCAAUCACAUAAAUGUAAGGUUUAUACAGAAAGAGCUUUGAUACUAAUAAUUACUAAUACAUUUUUAAAAUAAACAGUACAGUAAUAGGUUUUAGCAUCUUAAGACAAAUAAUAUAGUAUCAGACAUGCUAAAUUAUAGUAUAACAAAGUGCAAUUAUUGUAAUAUUGUAAUAGUAUAAAUUUAUCUGGUACAAAAAGCAACUCAUUUUUCUGUAUACUUAACCAUAUUUUUGCUUUUAUAAUAUAAAACAUCUUUAGGCUUUACUUGUACUAGGUAAGUGGCUAGAUCACUGCUUAACUUUUUUAAAACUAUAGUAAAUAAUUAAAACAUUA